Messenger RNA from Plectropomus leopardus (leopard coralgrouper), 1272 nucleotides. Its product is annotated as endonuclease domain-containing 1 protein-like. The record is from RefSeq and is a predicted model, not a curated record. Gene Ontology annotation, molecular function: hydrolase activity; nucleic acid binding; metal ion binding. Lineage: Eukaryota; Metazoa; Chordata; Actinopteri; Perciformes; Serranidae.
AGACAUACCUGGCUUAAAUUUGACAGCUUUCAUCACAGCGACAUCAUUACUCUCCUGACUAUGGCACUGUGGGUACAGACUUUCCUGCUUGUCAACAUAAUAACAUCAGCGGUAAGAGGGAGAGUGGAGACAGAGCUGUCUCCAGAGUGCAGAGAAUUCCUCUACAUGGGAACACCACCGACAGGACUGGAGCACCACUCACUCCGGUUCAUUUGUCAGUGGUACAACAAGAGGCCACGCUACAUGACGCUGUACAACACUGUGGACCACAUACCUGUGUUCUCUGCCUACACCUUCAAACGUACAGAUGGGGAAAAAUGCGUGGAUGUCCCCUGGAUGUAUGAACCUCAGCUAUCCACAUCCUCCGAUACCGAUGAGAUGCAGCCCUUCCCAAGUGGUUACAUGCACAUGAAUUUUGAAGACGCCCAAGCUGUCUUGGACGAUUACACAAACGCCGUCCUUUAUGAGCGCGGCACCCUCAACCCGGACGAGCACCAGGAUGAACUUGAUGACAAGGCCUCCACGUACACCCUCACCAAUGUAGUGCCCGUGGUGCCCGACUUCAACAACAGAGUCUGGAACAAUCAGCAGCACAUCAUCCGCAAAAGGCUUAACAACUAUUGCCGUGGAACAGCGUACAUCGUCACAGGUAUCACUACUUCGGGAAAGAUGAUUCGCCGGGAGAACAUGAACCGCGUAGCAGUGCCAACGUACUUGUGGUCCGCUUACUGCUGCGUUGACUACGAUCACAACGCACCUUAUGAUGAGCGCUAUAAGUUUCCCUCUUUUGCUUACUAUGGCCUGAAUGAGGAGAACAAAGAGGUGGUGGAAAUCCAUGUGCAGAAGCUGAAGGAGUUCCUCAAGAAGACAACCUUUGUAGACCAGAACUUUCAGAUCUUUGUUGAAGACUGUGUCCCACCAGCGUCCAGUAAAACAUAAUGGUCAAAUAUUUAACUAUGCGGCAGCUAUGUGCCAUUUUGCCUUAACUUCCUCUAUUCCGUUCCUGUUCUGUUUCUUUGUCUUCAAAACAUCUUUUUCCACACCAGACAUUUUGACUUGUCAUAAUCAGAAAAGCACGGGUGUAGCAUUAACAAUGUCUCUACUCAAGUGUCCCAGUAAACCACAACAGUGAGCCAGCAUGCAUAGUACUAGGACCCUGAAAAUGGAGCAGCUAAAGUGAAUUCAGCCAUAUUUCAGUCAAUAAUUUACACCUGUGCACCUGUCAGAAUGUCUUCUGUGACAAAGGUGUAUUGGAGAAGCUAAAUGAUGGAA